GCUUGAACUAUAAGUUGUAAGUUAGAAACACACUGUUCCUGAACAGUGGAAGGAGGUUGAGAGGUCCUCUGUUUGAAAGGCUGUGCUGCUCUCAUUUGAUCGGCAGGCUCCGAAGGCCACCGAGGCGGCGGCUCUUUUCCAGCUUUUAGGGCAUCGGAGGGGCGAAUGUGAAGUUGCGGAAAAGGAAAGAAAAUGGGAGUGUUGGAGUUGCGAGCAAACGGAGGCGUUGCACCUGAAAUUGCAGGAACCAGCACGCAGGAACAGGGCAUGGAGGCUCCCAAGGCUUUUGCCUGGGGCGUUGGUGAGGACGGGCAACUAGGGCAGGGCACCCUCGAGGACGAGCACUGGCCCACUCCCGUCAGCCCACUGGAUGGCUUGGAGCUGGAGCAACUAGUAGCGGGCAGCCGCAACUCCCUGGCAAUCACAAAGCAGGGGCGAGUGUACACUUGGGGCUGGAACCAACGGGGCACAUUAGGGUUUGCUGGAGAGAACAAGGCGGAGAGUGAACCGCAGGAGCUGACAGGGCUGGCGGGGAAGAAGAUUGUGCAGGCCACAAUUGGGGGCUGGCACUGCCUUGCCGUGGAUGACACUGGCCAAGCUUACUGCUGGGGUGGGAACGAGUACGGUCAAUGCGGGCUCCCCGUUGAGAAGCUGUAUGUUGGGAGCCGGUUUGUGAAGAAGGACAUUGCGCCCCCCCGGCCGUGCGCCGCAGGGCUCAAAGUGAGGACGGUGUCAGCGGGAGGAAUGCAUUCGCUGAUACUGACCAUGGAGGGGGAGGUCUGGACGUGGGGGCAGCCACUGGUGGCGACGGGCUAUUUUGAUGUUUGGAAGCCCCACAAAGUGAUCGGCGUACCGCACGCCGUCUCGGCUGUCGCGGGCGCUUUCCACAACCUGGCGCUGACGUCAGCGGGCGAGGUGCUGGCCUGGGGAAAUGGCGGGUACGGCCAACUGGGCCAGGGGGACACGCACAACCGGCCAAACCCGUCGGUGGUGCAAGGGUUGAAGGGGCUGCGGAUCUGCCAGUUGGCAGCGGGGGGGUGGCACUCAGCCGCGUUGACGGAGGAUGGACAGCUGUACAUGUGGGGCCGGGGCGAGCACGGGCGGUUAGGCCUGGGCACAGACAACAAGGACAAGCUGCAGCCGAUGCGCGUGGAGCCGCUGGCUGGGGAGCACGUCAGACACGUCUCCUGCGGAGGGUCCCAUUCGGCAGCACUCACUAAGGAUGGCCGCCUCUAUGUGAUGGGACGUGGGGAGUUCGGUCGUCUCGGUCACGGCAGCACCAAGACCAGCAACCGGCCGGUUCUCGUCACCGUCGGGCCAGGGCCCAGAAGUGCGGACAACAGCCCUGACGCACGACGAGUCAGCUUCAGCCGCGUUGCAUUUGAUGGCACGAACAGCGACUCCGAAAGUGAGACGCCGCGGCGGCCUGACGACGAGGCGGCGGUACGGCCCUCUGUGAAUGGGGAGAGUGUGAACAGGGACGGCAGCUGGGGCGUCGUGGGGGUGACAUGUGGCGGGCGGCACACGCUUGCGCUGGCGCAGCCGGGGUGGCCUAAGAGCAUGUUUGAGGGGCCGCUGCAGGGGGCUCAGAAGGCGGGGGAAGCGUGGGCCGUUGAGGAAGGGAAAGAGGGGGAGGAGGGGAAAGGGCCUGCGGAGAGUAGGGGAGAAGGUGCAGAAGCUGACGGGGAGGGGGAGCCUGCCGGACUUGCGCCGGAUACCGAAAGCGUUGCUGUGGACAGUGACGCACCGCUAACGGGUGACGGGGUACACAGUGCUCCGCAGGAGAGGCACGUGGACCAGAAGACACCGGGGAGCGCCCCGCUGUUGCAGGAGGCCGAUGGGCGGGGCACGCAUACCAGUCAGCCGGUGAAUGUUCCCGGGCGGACGGCGCACCCCGCGAGCGCCAGCAACGAGAUCACGCAGAGCGCCCCCGAGGGCUCCGGGGGGAUCCCCCGGGAGGACGAGGCCGCAGGGCCGAAGCCUGAGACGUGUGCGCCGGCGUCGACUGUGCGGACCCAGACCCCGCACAGGGAGCACCGCCAGUCCCCGAUGCGCGGGGCCGGCGGCGCGGCGCACCACGGACACCGGACAUCGUUCCUGAGCGACGACGAGGACGGCGACCACGACGUGGAUGACGUCAGCAGCUUGGGGUCGCAGCCGGGGGACCGCUCGAGCCCGCUGAGCAUUUUGGAGACGCACGACGUGCCGGGGUGCUUGGAGGCGUGGGUGUGCAACCGGCAGCGGGGCCAGUGGCCCGAGGAGGUGGGGAUCAAGGGGAAGCAGCUCAAGGAGGACCUGAAGCUGGCGGGGAUUAUCCCGGAGGACGUCAGCGAUGCGGGCUGAGUGAAUGCUGCGUGUAGAGAGGAUCCACGGCCGUGAGAAUGGAAAAUGCGGGCGUUACGUCGGAUGUUGCCUCUUGCUGGGGCGGUUGGCUGCAAAGACAGUCAAGUUAGGAUCUGGUGCGAGUUGACCAGAGCCAGCAGCUUUUGGCCGUUGAGAGUUGUUUGCUCCUGUUCAUUGUAGCGAAGACGGUGUUCAUAUCAAGUUCGAAGAAGGUGCGCGGAAAAGACGACCUGAGACGUGCGCAGAAGGAGAAGUGCUGAUAAACGCAGGGAUUACAACGCCCGGAAGUUGCCAUUGUCGAGGCAGAGAAGCAAGUUUCAAUUACAGUAAUUUUGUCGGAGUGAGACCUCGCACUUGUAGAAACUAACCUUGGAGGGAGCUUGGGAUGUUUCAGGCAAAGGGAAGGUGGACUGUGGAAGUACAUAAGGGAACUUUGACAAGUCUUAACUUUAGGAAAAAUGGUGUCAAGCAGGCCGACUCUGAACAAGUUGUUAGUCACCAGUCCGAUCGCAAAGUCCCUCCAUUCGGAGGUGAGUUCUGGGUGUCUUGUUCAUCUGUGGCGGGCCCUUUUCUUACAUAAGUUCCGUACAAAGUCUGGUUCUGCCCGUGUAAACAGUCGAGCGCUAGCACAGGAUUGAUAAUGAACACUGACCACUGUACACUCCCCGCCCGUCUCUGAGACUGAGCUCACCUGUAGCCGUUUGUGAUACAAGCAGAAACAGGUUUUGUUUCGAUCGGGGUUCAAGAUAAUCUUGGGCCUGACCCAAUCUUUGAAUCAUGUGGCCUAGGAUCGGAAAUACAUGUAAGAACCAGCUGGCCAAGACCGUCGGUCAGCUACAUUGAUCGCGGAAG
This is a messenger RNA of Klebsormidium nitens, 3195 nucleotides long. NCBI's taxonomy places the organism in Eukaryota, Viridiplantae, Streptophyta, Klebsormidiophyceae, Klebsormidiales, Klebsormidiaceae. The record is from the annotation of a GenBank genome assembly.